Molecule: messenger RNA, 1908 nt
Organism: Zingiber officinale
Lineage: Eukaryota; Viridiplantae; Streptophyta; Magnoliopsida; Zingiberales; Zingiberaceae
Product: EID1-like F-box protein 2
Exons: 2
Coding region: 307-1059 (250 amino acids)
Molecular function (GO): protein binding
Source: RefSeq, a predicted model, not a curated record
UCAUUGUAAUUAUGUGCUUCGUGAGUGGCUUUUACUUUGCCCGCUGCUGCUCUCUCCCGUCGCCAAGCAAGCAGGCAAGCGCUCUGAUAUGAGAUAGAUCUCUCAAAGUCUCAAUCUCUCUCUUGACUUGGUGUUGUUCUCCGGCCAUCGGUCAAAGGUGACGGAUUUCCUCUUCCGAGCUUUUGUAAGCGUAAAAGGGAGGAUCAGAAGGAGCUUCUACGAAUCGGAAAAGUUACUGGUUAUUCAGUCACUGAGAUAGAGGCUCGCAGUUGUUUGCUGGUGUUAGAACAGGAGUGUAGCUUGCGCAUGCUUGUUAAUAAGAUGUUGGUGCCGAAACAGUAUCGUUGCACACACUCAGCUACAUGCUUAUGCACAAAAGGUCACUUGAGCGAGGAUGCAAUCUACCUUGUCUUCCAACAUCUGAACUGGAACCCUAGAUCGAUUGCAGUAAUGUCUUGUGUUUGCAAAUGGUUUGAUGAGAUUGCCAAGCGUGUCUUCUGGAAGGAGUUUUGCCGGGCAAGGGCCCCCAAAAUGAUGCUGGAUAUGCAGUCAUGUGGGAGUCACAGUGUUGAUGGAAACUGGAAAGCACUUGGAAAGCUUCUUAUUCAUUGUUCAGGUUGCAGUCUCUUUGGUAUUGCCCAUGUCCCAGGUCACUUUGUUUAUAGGACUAGGUUUUCUAGGACUUCGGGGAAAAGCUUUCUUCUUCCACAAUGUAGGACAGAUGUUUUGUAUGUGUCUGACCCAUGUGAACACCUUGAUCAAGGUGAUGAUGGUGAUGUAGGAAUCUUUCGUGGUAUGUUCAAGUCGUUUUCGGUGUCGAGGGUAAGAAAGAUGCUUAUCGAUAGGCAGGCCCAAUUCCAUCCGACGCAGGUGUGUCCAUAUUGCAAGGCAAAAUUGUGGGAUAUGUUGCAGGCCAAGAUGAUACCCAGGAGUGCUUGCAUCAGGCUGUGUGCUUACGAUGACAGCAUCGAGUGUUUUGUAUGUCUCAAUGGGCACAUGUUAGGUGCAUGCACUCUGCUGCCACUAUCUGACUCUGAGGAGGCAUCAGAUAUUGACUGAUGCUUAAAAAUGAGUAAAAUUUUGUUUGAGGUUAGUUCUCUUGAUCUUUUCUGUUUGAUCCCUCCAUGGUGAUUUUAGCUGAAUAAAUUAACAAAAUCCCUAUAACUUGCUGUUUUUCAGUGGUGUGUUUUCCUUGUCUAAUCGCUUGAGUAAGCAAGCAAAAGGAUAACCCAUGGAUUUCCUCCCAUUUUAUCCCGUCACAAUAAGUGAAAUCAUGCUAAAGUUUGUUUGGAUGAAUCUAAUUUGCUAUAUGUUAAUUCAAAGUACUGUAAUUAGAUCAGAUAUCUGUUUAACUGAGUUGUAUUGCUCAAAAUGAUCAUUUGCAAAAUCCAACAGCAAUUGUAGCUCAAUUGCAUUUUUUACAUUUCUAGAAUCGCAUGAAUCUAUUCUAAUGAGUUUAUAGCAAAAUGGCAUGUUGGUUGGCAUUUGAAGGCUGUUAACCACAUGCCAUGAAAUGGCUGCAUGCUCUCUUUCCAGGUAUCUCUGUUCAAUCACUGUUUAGCAUGACAAAGAUCUACAGUUUAUUUGCAGAACAGAAAAGAGGAUCGAUACAAAACUUGUUCUCAUUUUAGAAGCUGUGUCAACUGAUAGCUGUCCUCUUAUUCUAGUUCAAGUCUCUCUAUUUGUGCACAGAAUUUCAGUCGGUGAGAAGGCACAGAAAAUUGCUCAAGGGCUGUCUUAUAACGCCAGAGAACAAGUAAAAAAGUCGCGUCAUGAGGAACUAGUUGAGUACUGGUCCGAAGAGUCUUGUAUAUUUGCUGCUUCAAAAUUAAGACCAAAACUGUUGGUGUAAUUUUGCCAAGCCAGUUGGUGUAAGUAUUUAUCAUCGAUCCAUAAAAUUUUAAGUUA